This is a messenger RNA of Cuscuta europaea, 982 nucleotides long. The record is from the annotation of a GenBank genome assembly. NCBI's taxonomy places the organism in Eukaryota, Viridiplantae, Streptophyta, Magnoliopsida, Solanales, Convolvulaceae.
CCAUUAGCGGGUCAGCCCUUACUGAGUGUAGGCUUCAGCUUUUACCAGUCUCUCUGUGGACGACAGACGACUAUCACACAUGGAGCGGGAGGCAUGGACAAUGGAGGAUUAGAGUGAGUACGUAGUUCUCGACCGGCUGGCCCAUCUGUGUACAGCAACUCCAGCAACUCCUGCAGCGAUUUUUAUAGCGAUCGAGAGCGAAGGUAAGGGGAAUAACUUUUUCUUUCACCUCCUCCGUCCUUCAUCGCCGGGAUCUCGUUUCUUUCUCGGCCAGUGCUCACUUUAUAGAGCGACGGUUUGAGUGCAUAUUUUCUGGCCGAAUAGUAGUUUUCCAUUGAACUGUGUUACUGGAUUUUUUAAUUCAGUUCAGGCGUUCGCUACUACUUAAAUCGUAAUUAACUCAAAGCAGAAGGGUAACUCAACAUGUCGGCAGAUCCUCAGGCUACUUAUGUAGAUGAAGAUGGCUCUUCUGGUUCUGCUGAUGAUAUGACAGUGUUAGAUGGACAAGGUAAGCACCGAUCUGGAGCGUCAAACUCGGGCCGUCGCAAGAGGAGCCGCAAGGCAACGGGUGAUGCUAUAGUGGAUGCCAUGCUGGAGAUUGCAGCUGCUUCCAAGGCGAGGGCAGCUGCAACUAUGAGAAACGAGGAGCGUUUCUCCAUAAGCAAAUGCAUAAAACUACUCGAUGAGAUGCAAGGUGUUGAUCAAAUCUACUUCUACGCGUUGGAUUUAUUCGAGAAUCCAGACGCAAGAGAAAUAUUUGUGUCUUUGAAGAAUGAGAGGCGAUUGAUGUGGCUGAGUGGGAAGUUUGCAGCAUCUUCUAAUUCGGCUUAGCUUGUAAUGUUAUAGACUUCUGAUCAUAUCAGUUCUAAUUAACUUCAGGUAGUCUGAUUUUUUGAUAAAUUGAUUUGUUGUCUAUCAACUACUUUUGGAGAAUAGAUCGUGGAGUUGCGUUAUAACUUGAAGCGGGUUUUUAGAGAUACUA